UCACAGCGCUGUCAGCAGUCGGAAGCGAAUUGAAGUGAGGCAAUAACAUUAGUUAGCUAGCGUCAGCUGUCGUUUGUUUUACGUUGGAUUUGUUGUUUUAAAAGCUUGUUUAUGAGAAAUAACUGUGUUCUGGUUCGGGAGAUUUGCAGUGAUAUGAGAAGAGCCUGUAAAGAUUUGGAUACAGCAACAACUCCAUUUCCAUCAAGAUCCCUAUCUAUCUGAUCCAGCCCCACACUCACUCACUCACACCCAGCCCCAGAGAUGAGCUUCUUCGGCUUUGGGCAGAGCGCAGACCUCGACAUCGUGCUGAGCGACGGAGAGACGAGGAAAAAGGCGGAACACAAGACCGAGGAUGGCAAGAAAGACCGAUAUUUCCUCUUUUUUGACGGAGAAACCGUCAGCGGGAAGGUUAACGUGACGCUCAAGAACCCGGGGAAGAGACUCGAGCAUUACGGGAUUAAAAUCGAGUUCGUGGGUCAGAUUGAGCUGUACUACGACCGGGGGAACCAUCACGAGUUCGUCUCACUGGUGAAAGAUCUGGCUCGACCCGGUGAACUUUCUAACUCCCAGUCAUUUGACUUUGAGUUCGCUCAUGUGGAAAAGCCUUAUGAAUCCUACACUGGCCAGAAUGUGAAGCUAAGGUACUUCCUUCGUGCGACAAUAAGCCGCCGACUGAAUGACAUCACCAAAGAAAUGGAAAUCGUGGUGCACACGCUGUGUACAUAUCCGGAGUUAAACUCCUCCAUAAAGAUGGAGGUUGGAAUUGAAGACUGCCUGCAUAUUGAGUUCGAGUACAACAAGUCCAAAUAUCACAUGAAAGACGUGAUUGUGGGGAAGAUCUACUUCCUGCUCGUACGGAUAAAAAUAAAGCACAUGGAGAUCGAUAUAAUAAAACGGGAAACAACGGGUACAGGACCCAGUGUAUACCAUGAAAAUGACACCAUUGCCAAAUAUGAGAUCAUGGAUGGAGCCCCAGUGAGAGGGGAAUCGAUACCCAUCCGAUUAUUUCUGGCUGGAUAUGAACUGACCCCAACCAUGAGGGACGUUAAUAAGAAGUUCUCUGUGCGAUAUUACCUGAACCUGGUCCUGAUAGACGAGGAAGAGAGGCGAUACUUCAAACAGCAGGAAAUCACGCUGUGGAGGAAAGGAGACAUCGUACGGAAGAGUAUGUCCCAGCAGGCUGCCAUCGCUUCUCAGAGGUUUGAAGGGUCGAGCACUCCGAGUGCCUCAGCACAAGCCAAAGACGACAGCAAUUAAGAAGACUAUGUUGGAGAAACAGUUUAAUUCUAUUGUCAAGUUGUAAUUAAAUUUCUAUUGUGUAUCUUAAGGGAUCAGAAAUACAGUAAAGUGAAGACUUCAAGAUAGACCUAGGGAAAGGAAAUCGUCCACACAAAACAUCCAGGUGCUCAGUUGCUAAACGUUGUACAUUUACAAGCUGUUGUCGAUUGAGUUCUGAAGCUUCUCUUUCAAACCUGUUGAUUGUGAAUCAAAGAAAUAAUCAAAGCUGUACUCGUUUCUGAUUUGAAACUUUCAAGCUGUCGCUUGUUGCUGAUUUUCUUUUUUUUUUUUUAAGUACAUUUAUAUAUUUACAAAAAAUGACACAUUAAUUGUCUAUUCUAAAAACAUUCCUAUCUUUAUAAUCAAGUUACUACUAAUUUUUUAAUCUAGCAAAUUUUGUGAUCUUAGUAAAUGAGCCUGAAGUAAACACUGGGAGAUUUGUUUGUGUUUUGCAUUGGUGUCAAAUGUUUGUAUAUUUACAAUUCUUUUAUUCAUAAAAAAAAAAACAAUCUGCACAGUAUUAUGCUACAGUCUAGAAAAAAAAAAGAGGACAGCACAGAAAUGCUCUAUACACUUUCUAGAAAGGGAACAAAUCAAAUUACAUGAUGAGCAAAGGCUUUCCUUGUUUUCAAAUAUAUUUGUACUUCUGAUUGAGAACCUCGUUUCGAUGUGUCUUAUAUAUGUGACUUUGUACCUAAAAGUGCUCUCAACAAGCCCACUGUGUUCCAAACGGCCACGCUGUACAAGUGGUGUUAUAUGCUGCAUAAUCAAAAAGUGAGUUUUCUGAUGGAUGUUGAGCUCUACGUUUCUUAUAUCUUGCCAUUUUAGCGUUGCUCAGGUAGAGUGAUCUCAUUCAUGCUGUUGUGAUGGAAAGCACUUUUGCACAAUGGAUGCUUAGUGAGCCAUAUUGUAAAUAAACUUGGCUAACUUUUGGGUGA
Molecule: messenger RNA, 2216 nt
Organism: Astyanax mexicanus (Mexican tetra)
Lineage: Eukaryota; Metazoa; Chordata; Actinopteri; Characiformes; Acestrorhamphidae
Gene: vps26b
Product: VPS26, retromer complex component B
Exons: 7
Coding region: 262-1257 (331 amino acids)
Biological process (GO): retrograde transport, endosome to Golgi; intracellular protein transport
Cellular component (GO): retromer complex; endosome
Source: RefSeq, a predicted model, not a curated record